This is a messenger RNA of Pomacea canaliculata, 4400 nucleotides long. Its product is annotated as probable beta-D-xylosidase 2. Bases 540 to 3443 code for a protein of 967 amino acids. The record is from RefSeq and is a predicted model, not a curated record. Gene Ontology annotation, molecular function: alpha-L-arabinofuranosidase activity; xylan 1,4-beta-xylosidase activity. NCBI's taxonomy places the organism in Eukaryota, Metazoa, Mollusca, Gastropoda, Architaenioglossa, Ampullariidae. The transcript has 16 exons. Gene Ontology annotation, cellular component: plant-type cell wall. Gene Ontology annotation, biological process: xylan catabolic process; arabinan catabolic process.
CAAAGCGUUCUACUCCGCUUUUGGAUCUUUAACGAGAUAGAAUGCUCGAUGGGUGCACUCCUACCCAGUUAUCUGUCCUUACCUCAUUGUGCUCCACUACACAUACGAAUCUCGGGUGACGAGCCCUCCAGCUGUUGCUUUGGUAUAAUAAGUAGCUUGACCUGUGCCUUUUUUUUUAAUCAUACGCAAGGACAACUGUGCUCGUAUCAUUCUUCAUAUACAGCAAGCAAACCAGCGUCUACACUGAUUGAUUGCUUGAUUGAGGCAAAUUAAUCAAGGUCUACACAUCAACCCACCAACAAGCAGUUGUACCCAAACCUGUGUCCUGUGCUCUGUGUCCUGUGUCCUGUGUCUCUCAACGCCGACUCGUCCUACUGUGAAGAUUCUGUACAUACUCCCACGGCGGGCAGACACAUUGAGGUUGGCAGAAGAAAGGCUGUCAUCUCGACCAGUGGACCAGUCGGUAGGUAAGCUACCUGCAGUCUCCACAUGAAAUCCAGUCUAGUGGCCGUGGUCAUAAGGCGAAGAACCAUUUUAAAAUGAGUCUCACUGGUGGAGUCUUUCCUGUCUUCAUCUUCACCUUUGUUCACAUGACAACGGGAGACUACCCUUUCCGCAACGUGUCCCUUCCAUGGGACACAAGGGUAGAUAAUCUGGUGUCCUUGUUGACGCUGGAGGAGCUGCAGUCGCAGAUGGCGUUUGGGGGGCACGGCCCUGCCGUCAGCCCCGCCCCUCCUAUACCCCGCCUGGGGGUGGGGCCGUACUCGUGGAACACAGAGUGUAUGAGAGGAGACAUCGAUGCCGGACCUGCAACUUCUUUCCCUCAGGCUCUGGGCCUGGCGGCAUCUUUCAGCCCCGACCUAGUGGAGCGAGUAGCACGUGCCACAGGGUUAGAGGUCAGGGCCAAAUACAACAACUACACCAAACACGGACUGUACGGCGACCACCGCGGCCUCAGCUGCUUCUCGCCGGUCAUCAACAUCAUGAGGGACCCCAGGUGGGGCCGCAACCAGGAAACAUACGGUGAAGACCCGAUACUAAGCGGUAUCCUAGCAACCAGCUAUGUACAUGGUCUCCAAGGAAACGACACGCGUUACAUUCUGACUAACGCGGGCUGCAAGCACUUUGAUGUCCACGGGGGACCGGAGAACAUCCCUGUCUCCAGGUUUUCUUUUGAUGCCCAGAAUCAUUUUAAAAUGACUCUAACUUGUGGAGUCUUUCCUGUCUUCAUCUUCACCUUUGUUCACUUGACAACGGGAGACUACCCUUUCCGCAACGUGUCCCUUCCAUGGGACACAAGGGUAGAUAAUCUGGUGUCCUUGCUGACGCUGGAGGAGCUGCAGUCGCAGAUGGCGUUUGGGGGUCACGGCCCUGCCGUCAGCCCCGCCCCUCCUAUACCCCGCCUGGGGGUGGGGCCGUACUCGUGGAAUACAGAGUGUAUGAGAGGAGACAUCAAUGCCGGACCUGCAACUUCUUUCCCUCAGGCUCUGGGUCUUGCGGCAUCUUUCAGCCCCGACCUAUUGGAGCGAGUAGCACGUGCCACAGGGCUAGAGGUCAGGGCCAAAUACAACAACUACACCAAACACGGGCUGUACGGCGACCACCGCGGCCUCAGCUGCUUCUCGCCCGUCAUCAACAUCAUGAGGGACCCCAGGUGGGGCCGCAACCAGGAAACAUAUGGUGAAGACCCAAUACUUAGCGGUAUCCUAGCAACCAGCUACGUACAUGGUCUCCAAGGAAAUGACACGCGUUACAUUCUGACUAACGCGGGCUGCAAGCACUUUGAUGUUCAUGGGGGACCGGAGAACAUCCCUGUCUCCAGGUUUGCUUUUAAUGCCCAGGUGUCCGACAGGGACUGGCAGACGACAUUCUUACCUGCCUUCAAGGCUUGCGUUAAUGCCGGCACCUACAGUCUCAUGUGCAGCUACAACAGCAUUAACGGUGUUCCUGCCUGCGCCAACAAGAAGCUGCUGACGGACAUCCUCCGCGACGACUGGGGCUUCACUGGCUACGUGGUCAGUGAUGAGGGGGCGCUGGAGCACAUGAUUACUGACCACCACUACGUCGCUGACAACAUCACGGCUGCUGCAGAGGCCAUCGACGCUGGCUGCAACCUGGAGGUUUCUCGCAACAAUGUGCAGGGAGUCUUCACUUACAUUGUGCAAGGUGUGGAAUCGGGCCAGAUACCAGAGGACAAGGUUCGUGAGAGAGCUAAACCUCUUUUCUACACGCGCAUGCGCCUGGGAGAGUUUGACCCUCCCUCAAUGAACCCCUACACAGACCUGGACCUGUCCAUCAUCCAGAGCCCCGACCACCAGGCUCUAGCACUGGAAGCCGCCAUGAAAAGCUUUGUACUGCUUAAAAACCGCAACAGCUUUCUACCGUUGAAAAAAUCUGUAUUUAACAGAGUUUCUAUCGUAGGACCGCUGUCAAACAACAUCACCAGUCUCUAUGGAGAUCACUAUCCUACAAUUAACGAGACUCUGACAGUCUCCCCACUCCAGGGUUUGAGUCCGUUGGGUGACUUGGUCGUCAGCAUUGACGGGUGUAGUGACGCCAGAUGUGUCCACUACGACCCGUCAAAAAUAAAAACCGUAGUGGAUGGAGCAGACAUCGUGUUCGUGUGCCUUGGCACUGACAAUCAGAUCGAAAGCGAAGGCCAUGAUCGCACCGACAUUGAGUUGCCAGGGCAACAGCUGCAACUGCUGCAGGACGCCGUGGCUUUCAGUAACGGGGCACCGGUGGUCCUGCUGCUGUUUAACGCGGGGCCGCUCAACAUCACUUGGGCAGACGAAAGCCCGGCUGUGGUGGCCAUACUGGAAUGCUUCUACCCUGCUCAGGCCACGGGGACAGCACUCUAUCGCGUCUUGACUAACUACGACGGAGUUAGCUCCCCUGCAGCGCGUCUCCCCGCUACCUGGCCACUGUUGGCAUCACAGGUCAGAGGACCCACACCUAUUAUAUGGGUAGACACACUGAUUCCAGACAUGGUGAACUACUCAAUGGCUGGCAGAACCUACCGGUACUUGGAAGGCCAGACUCUGUAUCCUUUUGGCUACGGCCUGUCAUAUACGACCUUCACCUACAGUGACCUCAAGACGCCGCCUACUGUGAACCCGGGUCAGGACCUGUUGCUUCAGGUUACCGUCAACAACACGGGACUGUACUCUGCGGAUGAGGUUACACAGGUCUACAUUACAUGGGUAAACUACCCAGUGCCGACCCUUAACCUACAGCUUGUGGCUGUGUCACGUACAGCCUUGACCUCUGGCCAAGCUGUGACCCUGAACCUGAUGGUACCAUCACAAUUCCUGGCUGUUUACACAGACAGCGGCUGGGAGACCCUUCCAGGUACGAUACGUAUAUACGUCGGAGGACAGCAGCCUGGUCAGCAACGGUCUGUGGGAUCCAACGUUCUGAGUGCCGACGUCAUCAUUGCUUGAGUCGAUUCCAACUGAUGCCAACGUUGUUUUCCUUAAUCUGUUUAGCAAAUAUUUAUACUGCGACAGGAAUUAUAUGCGUGGAAAAAUGUUAUAAAGUGGGAUGACGUGUGUGUAUGUGACUGGGACACAGCUGGUAAGAGAAAUCUGCCGCCAGUUGUCAUGGUUACUAUGGCCGUGCAUGAGAAACAGAUUGGAGCGCUUUGAUGAUCGAGGACUAAGCAAUGCUGUCAAGGCCUCGAACUAAAGAUGCAUUUAGUCAUGAAGAUAAAAGUCUCCUGAUUAGCCUCCAAUUAAACUAUUUUUCAGCGAUGACAUCUUUCUCGUGCAGUGCACGUAUCCUCCUUCCCCAGCACGCACGCGCGCGCACACACACACAAGCGCACGAACGUAUGCGCUGGGUUAAGGAAGAACAGGUGCGUCGGAAAAGAAUGAAACACCUGUUGUGCUCUGGUGCUCAGUUUUCAAAAGCCGUGCGAUAAGUAUCAGUUAGAGGAGAACAAUGAUUACCAGGCGACUGCCACGCUGACAGAAUAAUCGGCUUCAGUAACAGCUUUACCUGGCCGGCCGCCUACCUGGAAAGGAUCUGUCUGGAAGUCACCAAUAUCUGGACAAUGUACAUCGGCAACGAGACUGACUUUCAUCACAAAAUAGAACGAUGAGGAGAUCGCCUAAAACUGUUUUAAAGCCACACACACAUAACCAAAAGUUUCUCUAUCUUAUUUCCAGCAAUGGGUAACAGUCUCUUGCAAAAUGUAAUAAAAACAUAUGGUAUGAGUUUGACCUUUGCAGUAUUCUAGGAGACUGUUUUGACGGUUAAUGUAAUGUCUGUUAUGUCUUCAGCAGUCAAUCUACAAGAAUAACGGCUUAGGAAGAUCCACUUAAUAAGUGACAUGAAAUCUAUUCAUUUUUCAGUAAGUUUCCUCCUAUAAAAUAUCUUUGCAAAAACCAAAAACCAAA